AUGUCUCGCUCUGAAUCACGCACGAUUUCUCAUCCAAUCCGAGUCUAUUUCACCGGCAAAGCUGGCGCUGAAGUUGCGGCUCUGCUCUCCAAGAACAAGGGCUUUAUAUCUCAUCACGCAUCGAUCUCCACUUCUGGCAUGAACGGUGGUGAAGACUUCGCUAACCCCAUCAAUGUGACUGCGUACGGCUCCACUGCCGAAGCAUUGAUCCCGCAACACAUUUACUCAAUGAGUUGCAAAUUCAUCGGUUCAAACGACAAACGUGAUGAUCAUUUACAUUUUGAAAACGCCCACCGCAUCAACUGGGGCCCUACUGAGAAUUUUCCGGAAAGUUUUCGUGACAGCUUGAUGGACAAGGUCAGCAUAGUCGCAUUGGGUACAGUUGUUGCCCGUGAUAUCAUCAAGGAUCCUGUUUACAAGGGCAAGCCAACGGUAGUGGUGACCAUGAAAUCGACUGACUAUGAUCCCAUCACCAAGGGGCCUGUCAGCUGGUUAAUGAAACACUUCAUUCCGCCGCUCCGAAACUUGGAGAAAGCUCAGAACCUCUGUCAAUUGGGGAGGGAGCUCCAGUUGGUCGGGGUUUUCAAAGAUUACGACACCAACAAUCACAUGUGGGAAAUCGAAGUCAAUGCGAUCAGUGUCACCAGCGGUCACCUUACUGGUGCGGCCGCCAGCCCCACCAAGCCUGGAAUGCCAAACGGUGGCCGAAUCCCGCUGGGAAGGAAACGUGGUUUGGCUUCCAAUGUCGCCAGUACGUCAACUAACGCUGUUGACGACAAUGAAUUCAAGCUCGAUGAUGUUGAAUCCAGCCCGGGCAGACGUGUUGAUGGUGCCAUUGAGAACAGGCUCAAUACCAACGCUGGGAUUGAGAACAACGCUCUUGAGAAGGACAGUGCUGUGUUGGGCAUGAGCAAGAGACUCCGUCGUUGGGAAUAG
Molecule: messenger RNA, 936 nt
Organism: Melampsora larici-populina 98AG31
Lineage: Eukaryota; Fungi; Basidiomycota; Pucciniomycetes; Pucciniales; Melampsoraceae
Exons: 5
Coding region: 1-936 (311 amino acids)
Source: RefSeq, a predicted model, not a curated record